Molecule: messenger RNA, 1544 nt
Organism: Phialemonium atrogriseum
Lineage: Eukaryota; Fungi; Ascomycota; Sordariomycetes; Cephalothecales; Cephalothecaceae
Exons: 2
Coding region: 207-1391 (394 amino acids)
Molecular function (GO): protein binding
Source: RefSeq, a predicted model, not a curated record
CACUGUGAGUCCAGGCCAAGUUGUCCCCAAUGUUGUUCCGUCUUAACUGGAAUUAGGGCGAAAUUGAUGCUUAUAUCAUUUCUUAGAUCUGCCCACUUGCUCGCUCCAAGCCUGAAUUACCAAUCAGGAGGCCGAGCUUUCAUGGAAUGAUGGUCACUAUAGAGUUCAGUCGAGAAUAGAGACAGGUAGCUGUGGCGUUAUCAGUCAUGAUGCCCACUCGUUCAUGUCUCCUGCCAGCGACAAGGUCGCUCUGCCGUGUGGGAACUGGGCGGGUGAUCGCGGGCCACUCUUUAUGGAACCCUCAGCAUCUUCUGGGAAAGGCCCAGAGGCGGCAAUUGCUCAACUAUCACGUUCGAAUCCCCGGGGCAUCUCGUUCGCUUGCGACACAAAUUAGGAGUGGGAAAAGAGUAUUUGCAGAGGAUGAUAUUCCUCCCCUUGAGUUCUGGAAACAGAGUGUCGUUGGGGGAACCCUCGCGCCUGAAGACUGCCACGAGAUUGUCAAGAAAUACUGCGAACUGGCCAAGUUGCAGGAGUCAACAUGGAAAGGCAAACUGGAAAAGGAUCACAAAAUCAGCCCUGAAACAUUGCACUCUUUGGCCAUAAUCCUAGUAUCCGGCCCUCCGUCUCCCUUAUGGAGACUCGGGCUGCACAUGCUGGCCACAGCCUCGGAUCUGGGCUUCACCCUCUCGACUCUCCUCCUCAUCCGCCUAAUGCGACAAUCUGAUGAUACCAGCAAAGUUUCUGGGUCGACUCUGUUCCGGAACGCCCUGGCUCGAUUUCAGGAUAUUGUCCGGCAGAGACAAGAUCCCGAUGCGCUGACGCUGCAAGGGCUGAUACUGGCAGACCAAGGCGACAGCGGGAAAGCUCUAGCAUCCUUCGACCAAGCCUUGCGCAUCGGGUCCAGCCACGAACCAAAGGGGCCGAUACGCCAAGAGACCUCCCUGGGAAGGAGCCUCGAAGCGGACCCUGGGAGCGACCAUGGGACAGAUGAGAGUGACCCGCAGCCAAAGGUACGACCGUUCCGGUGGAGCUGGGAGGCUUCCUGCCACAUCGGCCGGGCCAAGAUCCUCCUCCAGCAAGGGCGUCGGGACGAGGCCGUCGCGGCGAUGCGGAUCGCCGCGCUGGAACUCGAUAAUAUGCAAGGCUACUUCGAGCUAGCGAAGAUGCUGCCCGAGGACGCGCCGGAGAGGGUCCAGUAUCUGCAGACGGCAGCUGUUUCGGGGCAUCUGGAAGCCUGUCGGCUGCUUGGGGAGAGCGAGGUACAGAUGGCUAGGGAGCCGGGACGAAACAAGGGUGACGCCCAGGAGCACAGCUUGUGGGCCAGUGAGUGGUUUUCGCUGGCGGGUGACGUUGAGAAGUCGGCCGGUGCUCGUUGGGCAUUCGCAUCGUGAUGCGGGAAACAACUUGUAAGGGGUUGAGUCCUUUCCGGGGAAGAAACCUUGACGAGGAAAGGGGAGCACUGCUGGUGCCUAGAUACUUCGGCCUUGUAUAACCAAUACCCUUGUACAACUAAUAUAUAACUUAUGCCCAACAAGAUGUUCCCC